Messenger RNA from Momordica charantia (bitter melon), 1045 nucleotides. RefSeq names its product nicotinate/nicotinamide mononucleotide adenyltransferase (gene NMNAT). Gene Ontology annotation, molecular function: nicotinamide-nucleotide adenylyltransferase activity; nicotinate-nucleotide adenylyltransferase activity. The record is from RefSeq and is a predicted model, not a curated record. Gene Ontology annotation, biological process: NAD+ biosynthetic process. Lineage: Eukaryota; Viridiplantae; Streptophyta; Magnoliopsida; Cucurbitales; Cucurbitaceae.
ACCCCCCCCCCCACCGUUUUGAAACGUACGAUACGCCAACAUUUGCCACCGUUAGGUAUCGAGACCUUGCGUAAAAAUGGUCGAUGAUCGAUACACCAACCUUAGAUAAGAUGAGUGUCAAGGACUCGGCUUCAUCUGAAAAUUACCCAUGGCGGAAAAUGUCUCUUCAGAUGACAAAGGAUCAGAAAGAAUAAGUUCCAUGGAGAUCCCUUUGCCUGUAGAUAAGUUAGCAUUGGAAUCGAUUGGCCAUGGCUCCUCCUCCGGCCCCCAGAUCGAUGGGCCUAAAAUGCAUGUGGUUCUUGUAGCUACUGGAAGCUUCAAUCCUCCUACGUAUAUGCAUUUACGCAUGUUUGAGCUGGCAAGGGAUGCACUUAAAUUAGAGGGCCUUUGUGUUAUUGGAGGUUAUAUGUCUCCAGUUAAUGAUGCAUACAAGAAAAAGGGUCUUAUAUCUUCUGAACAUCGAAUCAAGCUCUGCAGCCUAGCAUGUCGAAGUUCAGAUUACAUCAUGGUCGAUCCAUGGGAGGCCAGUCAAAAUGCCUACCAACGCACAUUAAUGGUUCUGUCUCGAGUCAAAACUUCACUGUGCAACAGCGGAUUGAUACACAAAGAAUUCCUGAAGGUGAUGCUUGUUUGUGGUUCUGAUUUGCUUCAAUCUUUUGGAACACCCGGAGUUUGGAUACCCAAUCAAGUUCAAAUGAUAUGUAGAGAUUAUGGUCUCGUUUGCAUUCGCAGAGAAGGACAAGAUGUCGGGAAAAUCAUAUCAGACGAUGAAAUUCUAUACGAGAAUAGGAGCAAUAUCAAAAUUGUAGAUGAAGUUGUACCCAACCAAAUAAGUUCAACCAGAGUAAGGGAUUGCAUUUCAAGAGGACUGUCAAUCAAAUAUCUUAUUGCAGACGAAGUUAUUGAGUAUAUAAGAGAACAACAUUUGUACUUGAAUUCUUGAUGCUUUUUCACUCAUUUUCAUGUCAAGAAAAACCAUUAUUUACCUAACCAGACACAAAGGUGUACAAUCCAGUCAAAAUCUGAGUUCUUGUUGUUCAUUUCA